Molecule: messenger RNA, 2169 nt
Organism: Volvox carteri f. nagariensis
Lineage: Eukaryota; Viridiplantae; Chlorophyta; Chlorophyceae; Chlamydomonadales; Volvocaceae
Exons: 13
Coding region: 1-1716 (571 amino acids)
Biological process (GO): protein ufmylation
Cellular component (GO): cytosol; cytoplasm
Molecular function (GO): UFM1 activating enzyme activity
Source: RefSeq, a predicted model, not a curated record
AUGGAAAUCACAUCACCUGACUCCACAAGUAAUCAGGUGGCUAGCUCAAGCGUUAGCAGAGCAAAGGAGCUGACGGAGGAGCUGCAACGCCUCCAGGAGCACGUGGAAUCUCUCAAUGCAGUCACAAUGCAGGAAAAUGUUGCUAAGUUAUCCCAGCAAGUCACUGCCAUUACUGAUAAGCUCAAGUCCACUCUUACCAAGGUCUCUAUGGGCAAGGAAGCGGAGGGCUCUGGCCCGUCAACGGCUGGGGCUGCCCCUGCCGCAUUGCCGGGCCCUGCUGGCGGCGCCGCCCGCGGCAAGAUUGACAAGAUGAGCGCUGAGGUGGUGGACUCAAAUCCGUACAGCCGGCUGAUGGCGCUACAGCGGAUGGGCAUCGUGGAAAACUAUGAGCGCAUUCGGACCAAGACGGUUGCGGUGGUGGGUGUGGGCGGUGUGGGCAGUGUGGCUGCGGAGAUGCUGACCCGCUGCGGGGUGGGUCGGCUGCUCAUCUAUGAUUACGACAAGGUGGAGCUGGCCAACAUGAACCGCCUUUUCUUCAGACCGGAGCACUGCGGUAUGACUAAGACGGAUGCGGCUCGCAAGACAUUGCAGGAGAUCAAUCCCGAUGUGGAGGUGGAGAGUUAUACCAUGAACAUCACUACACUGCAGGGCUUCGAUGCGUUCAAGUCCUCUCUUCUUGGCCCCGACGGAGUGAGCUCUCGCGUGGACCUGGUGCUGAGCUGUGUGGAUAACUACGAGGCCAGGAUUACCAUCAACCAGGUUUGUUUGGAGCUGCAUCAGACCUGGAUGGAGAGCGGCGUGAGCGAGGAUGCGGUGGCGGGGCACAUACAGCUGCUGGUCCCGGGCCUGACCGCCUGCUUCCAGUGCGUACCUCCGCUGGUAGUGGCUUCCGGCAUUGACGAGCGCACGUUGAAGCGGGAGGGCGUGUGUGCCGCCUCCCUACCCACCACCAUGGGCAUUGUGGCGGGAAUGCUGGUGCAGGCGGCGCUCAAGCACCUGCUGGGAUUUGGAACCGUGUCGAAGUACCUAGGCUACAACAGCCUCAAGGACUUCUUCCCCACCAUGGAGAUCAAGCCCUCAGCUGCCUGCGUCAACUCGCUGUGCUGUAAGCUACAGCAGGAGGAGGAGGCGCGGAGGAACAGCCCGGAGGCGCGGGCGGCACGGGCGGAGCAGGAGGCGGCGGCGGCGGCGGCAGCAGCUGCGGCGGCGGCGCCGUUGCACGAAGAGAACGAGUGGGGGAUAGAAGUGGUGGCCUCCCCAGAGGAGCACACGGGGGGCUCCUCACCGGCACCAAGUAGCACUGUCGCCGCCGCCGCCGCCGCCGCCGGCGGCGGCUCGGUCCCCUCGACGACCCCCAACCCCACUUCCCCCUCCACCUCUGAUGACAUCACUUCGGGGCAGCAGCCGGAGGCCACGGCACCGGCGGCGGCGGCGCCCGCAGCCCCGGCGGAUCAACCCGUCCUGGCGGCUGGUGUGGAGUUUUCCAUGCCCACGGAUCGCGGUGUGGAUGCGGCGACGUUGGCGGCGGAGGGUAUUGUGGCGGUGGAUGCGAGCACGGAGGACCUGAUGGCGCAGCUGGCGGCGCUAACCGGGACGGGAGCGGGCACGGGGACAGACCGGGGGGGUGCUGUCAGGAAAGCCCUAGGGAUGGCCUGCGACCAGCUGACAGGAACCAGAUUGCAGUCGUACGUGGUAGCUGAAUCAAUCUGUCGAUGAAGCCGCCGUGACACAUAUCGGCUCGUAUGAUUAUGUACUCCUCACCCCACCUCACACCACCUCACCUCGCUUGGCGACGCACCCUCUACCCUUUAUUGACCCGCAACGCUCACCAACCAACCGCUCCAUGCAUAGCCGACAAGAAAAACAUUAGCAUGACGAAAAAACAUCAGCCGACUUAGGACCGACAUGCGCCGACUUACCAUUCGCGAAAUGCACCUCCUGUUGCACAUGCGUCCUCCCAGGUGCCCACCUUCCCCUCCUCCUCCCCUCCUAACUACUUCAAUUUCUUCUCGGAGGUGCACAAGAUGCACUCACACAAACACACAUUUGCCGCACAUGCUCCCUCCUCUCCUCUCCCCCCACUCACUCCCUCCUUGUGUCUGCUUAUCACUCCAGUGCACCGAGGGGCUGCACCACCACCACCACCACAACAACAAAGUCAUGGUGGAU